Eremomyces bilateralis CBS 781.70 is the source of this 924-nucleotide messenger RNA. Its product is annotated as putative oxidoreductase,short chain dehydrogenase. The transcript is spliced from 5 exons. The record is from RefSeq and is a predicted model, not a curated record. NCBI's taxonomy places the organism in Eukaryota, Fungi, Ascomycota, Dothideomycetes, Eremomycetales, Eremomycetaceae. Gene Ontology annotation, molecular function: oxidoreductase activity. Bases 1 to 924 code for a protein of 307 amino acids.
AUGGAGCACGAGAAAGCAGUUGCUUUAGUGGUGGGAGCAUCGAGAGGAAUUGGAAGGACCAUCGCAAUAGAUUUGGCAAGGAAUGGAUAUCGAGUUGUCGUCGCUGCAAAGACAACCUCAGAUGCAGCUCGAACCAAGCCUUUUCCUCCCGAUCCCAAUUCUCCACAGUCCACAAUCAAUACUGUCGCUCGCGAGAUUCACGAAGCUGGUGGGGAGGCCACAGCAAUUCCGGUUGAUACAAGGGACUUUGAGAGCGUCACAAACUUGGUGGAUAGCACGGUGAAACUAUAUGGUCGCCUCGAUGUCCUGGUCUACAAUUCUGGAGCCAUAUAUUGGGCAUCUGUUGAGAACACGCCAAUGAAGCGGUUCCAGCUCAUGCAAAGGGUUAACGUUGAAGGCUUAUAUGGCACGAUGCAAGCAGCACUUCCGCACUUCAAAACACAGAACUGGAAAGCUCGCAUCAUCGUCGUGAGCCCGCCGAUCUACUCCCGCUUUUUCCGAGGCAAGACAGCGUAUGCCAUGGGGAAAGUAGGUAUGAGUGUCUUAACCAAGGGAUUGGCUAUGGAUUUCGAGCGUGAAGGGAAAAACGACAUAGCCAUUACAAGUAUAUGGCCUGCGGCGGCAAUAGAAAGCGCCGCAACGCCAGACGCGUCACAUCGCCCUGAGCUUCGCAAACCGACAAUCUUUUCCGACGCAAUAUUGGCGAUGCUUUCGGCUCCUGUUGCCACGGUGAAUGGGAAGUUGGAACUCGAUGAAGACUUUCUUAGAUCCACAGGAGUGUCCGACUUCUCAAAGUAUUCGCUGAUUCCAGGAGCUAACCCCCGACGAAUCAUGCCAGCGAAGUUCCCAGAACUGACAGUCGCCGAGCAAGACGAUGAAGGACGCCGUAUGGACAGUUCUAAACUUCGGCGGGCAAAACUGUAG